UGCGCGUUUGGGGAAGCUUAUAAGCUCCUUAGCUUAUAAGAUGAGGAGAAUACCCGUUUGGUAAAAGCAUAAAGAACUUACUUAUCUUAAAAGCCUAAGUCAUUUAUGAGGAAUAAGCAAAAGUGAGUGACUCCUUCCUUAUGAUUAUAAGUCACCGCGUUUUCGUUUCGGGAAUUAAGUGAACUUCAAAAAUGACAUUGGGUACCCUUGACUAUAGCUGAAAAUUACUAACUUACCAAUAUAAAAGCUCAGAUGAACAGAAAACUUACCUGCAGAGCGCCUCCAUUUCUCUUUUAUUUCGUGGUAGUCUCCUGGUGUGCCUCCAUUUUUCAGUUCUCCUUUCCAUCUUUGAGGUUUGCAGCUGCUCAAGAGAUGGGAUCAGCCGUAUGGAAUCCGGUAUUAGUAGACCUACUUUGUGACUUAGUUAUCAAGGAGGUGGAGGCUAAUAAUCAACCAAAUAGUCAUUUGAGCAAAGAAGUGAAGAUUGUUAUUGCAACCAUGACUCUUCAUAAUUAUAUAAGAAGACAUGCAAAUCGUGAUGCCCAUUUUGUUCGUUGGGCAGAAAUGGUGGUUGACAUACCAAAUGAUGAGGUAGAGAUGGAUCAUGAUGGAGGGGAAAAUGAGCAUGGUCAUGAUGCACGGGAAAUUGAAGCAAUAAGAAAUGAAAUCACUCAAAGUUUGAUGAGUGCGCGUAUAAUAUGAAAUUAUUUGAUGCAAAUGAAAUAUAUAUAUAUUGUUAUUUGGUUUUGUAAUUUAGUUGAAUGUGUUAAGAUAUUUUUAAUAUUAUUUGUGUCAAUGACAAAUGUGUUUUGUUAUUAAGUAUAAGAAAACAUAGAACAUUUAUUAAUUUUACUUGAAGUCAAUGAGAAAGUAAAAAUUAAAAUACUAAUGUAAAAGGGUAGUGAUAGAUAAAAAAAGAAGUUAAAAAUUCAUAUUGUAUUUGCAAAGAAUCAAGAAAGAAAAUAUACUCUUGGAAAAUAAAAAAAAUAUUUUAAAUUAUUUGGUGUCCAAAAUUGUCAUUAUACAAAUACAAAGCAUAAGCCAGUUUAAGUUUGCCAAAC
Argentina anserina (silverweed cinquefoil) is the source of this 1061-nucleotide messenger RNA. RefSeq lists its product as uncharacterized. The record is from RefSeq and is a predicted model, not a curated record. The transcript has 2 exons. NCBI's taxonomy places the organism in Eukaryota, Viridiplantae, Streptophyta, Magnoliopsida, Rosales, Rosaceae. The coding region runs from base 253 to 702 and encodes 149 amino acids.